AUGGUCCGGGUGGAGGCCCGGAAAAAUCAAAGGAUGCGAGACGGAGGCAUCCACGCUGUUCAAGAAAAGCCUUCACCUAUGGCUGAAGAGCCUAUCCCCUGGGAAGAGGUACAACUGUAUGCUGAGUUACUCGAGAGUCUGACCCGAGUGGCAAACGACCUUCCUUCUCCCCUCAAGGAAGAGUUAGUUCAAUGUUUAAUUCAUAACCGGGACGUCUUCGCCUGGUCUACAGAGGAGUUACCCGGGGUCAGGCCAGAGGAUGAAGAUUGUACCCGAGCUUUUGAGGAGCUGAAGAAGUACUUGGAGACUUUGCCAUCUCUAUUUAAGCCAGUUGUUGGAGAACCCUUGUGGGUUUACCUAUCUGCCACCCCUGAGGCCAUAGGGGCUGUGCUUGUUAAAGAGCAUGACAAUGUACAACGGCCAGUGUAUUUCUUCAUUCAUCUAUUAAAAGGGGCCGAGUCUCGAUAUACGACCCUCGAGAAGUUGGUUUAUGGAUUGGUCCUUAUGGCUCGGCGGUUGAGACCUUACUUUUUGGCGCAUCCUAUUAUAGUGUUGACCAAUAGCUCUAUGGGGAGAGCCCUGACUAAUGUAGAAGUUGUAGGCCGGCUUAUCAAGUGGGCGACGGAGCUGGGGGAAUAUGAUAUACAAUAUCAACCGCGCACAGCCAUUAAGGCACAGGCUUUAGCGGAUUUCCUAACAGAGAUUCAUCAGACCAACUCUGAAGAAACUUGGAAGAUAUAUGUGGAUGGAUCGGCGAAUCACCAGGAAAGUGGGGUCGGGGUCUUGAUGAUAUCCUCCCAAGGAGAUAUACUCCAAUUGGCGGUUCGAUUGAAUUUCCGAGCCACCAACAAUGAGGCAGAAUACGAGGCUUUAUUGGCAGGACUACAAGCAGCCCGACACGUAGGGGCAGCUCGGGUAAUCAUUUAUUCAUAUUCCCAGAUAGUGACUCAGCAAAUAGUUGGCAACUUUAUGUUAAAUGGCGACAAAUUACAAGUGUAUCGAGAAGCUUAUGAGAAAAUGAGAGAAGAAUUCACAGAGGUCACGGUAACUAAGAUCCCCAGGUUGGAGAAUGAGAGGGCAGAUGAGCUAGCAAAGAUGGCCAGUUCCUUAACCACUUGGGUGUUAGAUCGGUCAAUGACACAAACUUUCUUAAUAGCUCAGAUAGAUCUGCAAAACAAUAGAGAAGCAGCUAUUGAUUGGCAGGCGCCCAUGAUCAACUAUCUCAGGCAGAGUAUCUUACCGACCGAUCCGGAAGAAUCACGGCUGAUCAGGAAGCAAGCUCAUGCUUAUGUCAUGAUCAGAGAUCAGCUCUACAAGAGGUCCUUCUCUCCACCCUUACUCAAAUGUUUGGGUAUAGAGGAGGCCGACCAGGCCUUGCGAGAAAUACAUCUGGGAUGCUGUGGCAAUCAUAAACAUCAAAAUUUAACACAUCGACCUAUAGCUCUGCUAAGGACGUCUAUUGUCUCUUGUCCUUUUGAUCAAUGGGGAAUGGAUAUUGUGGGACCAUUUCCGAUGGCGCCAAAUCAAAGACGUUUAUUAUUGGUGGCGGUAGACUAUAUCUCUAAGUGGGUGGAAGCAGAGGCCCUGGCCAGGAUCACAGAAGAUGCUGUCAUACAAUUUCUAUGGAAGAACAUCCUUUGCAGAUUUGGUAUUCCUCAUAAAUUGGUGUCAGAACAAUGGAAGACCGAGGUGGUUAACAGAGAAAUAGUACGAGGUCUGAAGAUUAAGCUGGAUCAUGUGGGAGGCAAUUGGGUGGAGGAGCUGUCAAGCAUUCUGUGGGCUUAUCGUAUAACACCAAGAGAAAGUACAGGUCUGAUAACAUUCCACCUGGUUUAUGGCAAUGAAGCAGUUGUACCCAUAGAAAUAGGAGUACCAUCAGUCAGAAGGACCUUAUACGAUGAAGGAAACACUGAGCGGUGGUUAGUUGAGCUGGAUCUUAUUAGCGAAACCCGUGACAAAACGGCGGCUCGGCUGGAGGCUUAUCAACAAAGAAUGAGGCAAAAUUAUAACAGAAGAGUGAUUCCUCGAUUAUUUGGGGAAGGAGAUCUAGUCUGGAAGCAAAUCAAGCCCGUGGGAGAUGUAACCAAGCUAGUACCGCAGUGGGACGGGCCUUACAAGGUCAUCAAGAAGUUAUUGUCCGGGGCUUAUUACUUACAAGAUGAACGAGGCAAGAAGCUAGACCGACCCUGGAGCGCUAAUUACAUGCAACCUUAUCGAGUCUAA
Messenger RNA from Zingiber officinale, 2223 nucleotides. RefSeq lists its product as uncharacterized. Gene Ontology annotation, molecular function: RNA-DNA hybrid ribonuclease activity; nucleic acid binding. Gene Ontology annotation, biological process: DNA integration. Bases 1 to 2223 code for a protein of 740 amino acids. Lineage: Eukaryota; Viridiplantae; Streptophyta; Magnoliopsida; Zingiberales; Zingiberaceae. The transcript is spliced from 4 exons. The record is from RefSeq and is a predicted model, not a curated record.